Molecule: messenger RNA, 6013 nt
Organism: Xenopus tropicalis (tropical clawed frog)
Lineage: Eukaryota; Metazoa; Chordata; Amphibia; Anura; Pipidae
Gene: depdc5
Product: DEP domain containing 5
Exons: 43
Coding region: 306-5132 (1608 amino acids)
Biological process (GO): intracellular signal transduction
Molecular function (GO): GTPase activator activity
Source: RefSeq, a predicted model, not a curated record
UUUGGCUUCCCUUGUGCCGGUAUAUCCCUGCUCCUGCCCUUCUUCUUUACCGCGCCUCUUGCAUCUCUUGCCUCAGUUGCCUUACUGACGUACCUCCAUAGCUUGUCACACUUUCCACUGUCCCGGCUCCAAGCUUUCUAAGCAACUCGCAAUUCCCCUCCCACCUCUCUCACCCUCUGUCUUGCGGAGACUACUCUUGUCUCCGUCACAAUCUCCUCCCGAACGUUUCAUACCUCAUUUCCGGUACUUUGGCCGCCUGUAAGUUCGCGUUCGGGAAGUUGCGUCACGCCAGCUGUAUUCCCCGUAUGUUGUUGGUUGUUAUUUCCUGUAUUGGAUGCAUCACUUGCCCAGAUGUGCUUCAAAUCAGCAGAGAAUCCAGCAUGAGGACCAACAGAGUAUACAAGCUAGUCAUCCACAAGAAAGGCUUUGGGGGCAGUGAUGAUGAGUUGGUGAUAAACCCCAAGGUCUUUCCAUAUAUUAACCUGGGGGACAUUGUUGAAAUUGCUCACCCAAAUGAUGAAUACAGUCCCCUUCUCCUGCAGGUGAAGUCACUAAAAGAAGAUUUGCAAAAAGAAACUGUUAGUAUUGACCAAACCGUAGCCCAAGUGUUUCGCCUACGGCCAUACCAGGAUGUUUAUGUCAAUGUUGUUGACCCUAAGGAUGUGACUCUUGAUCUUGUGGAGUUAACAUUUAAGGACCAGUAUAUAGGUCGUGGAGAUAUGUGGAGGCUAAAAAAGAGUUUGGUCAGCUCCUGUGCUUACAUAACUCAGAAAGUGGAGUUUGCUGGAAUUCGAGCACAAGUUGGAGAAUUAUGGGUUAAGAGCGAGAAAGUCACCUGUGGGUACAUCAGUGAAGACACACGAGUUGUAUUCAGGUCCACAUCGGCCAUGGUGUAUAUAUUUAUACAAAUGAGCAGUGAACUGUGGGACUUUGAUAUCUAUGGUGAUCUGUAUUUUGAGAAGGCAGUAAAUGGAUUUCUGGCUGAUCUCUUCAACAAAUGGAAGGACAAGAACUGCAGUCACGAGGUUACAGUGGUUCUAUUCUCUAGGACCUUUUAUGAUGCAAAGAAUAUUGAGGACUUUCCAGAAGCACACCGUAAUGCGUCCGUCAUGCAAGAUCACAAGGGCAGAUUCUAUGAAGACUUCUACAAGGUGGUUGUACAAAAUGAAAGGCGAGAAGAAUGGACUUCAUUGCUAGUCACUAUUAAGAAACUUUUUAUUCAGUACCCAGUGCUUGUACGACUGGAAAAUGCAGAGGGCUUUCCCCCAGGGCAUAAUUCUACUUCAGAUCAAGGAAAUUAUCUAGAGGCCAUUAACCUGUCCUUUAAUGUGUUUGACAAGCAUUAUAUAAAUCGCAACUUUGACCGAACUGGUCAGAUGUCUGUUGUGAUCACUCCAGGUGUUGGUGUUUUCCAAGUGGAUCGUUCACUAAUGAUUCUGACCAAGCAGCGAAUGAUUGAUAAUGGGAUUGGUGUGGAUCUGGUAUGUAUGGGAGAGCAGCCGCUUCAUGCUGUUCCACUUUUCAAGCUGCACAAUCGUUCCAGUCCAGGAGAUUCACGUCUUGGAGAUGAUUAUAACAUCCCUCACUGGAUUAACCAUAGCUUCUACACAUCGCAGAGCCAGCCUCUAAAUAACAGCUUUACCCCACGCAUCAAACUGGCACCUCGCAAGACAAAUAGUGAGAAAGGAAGGACUGGAAAAGACCCAUCCAUAGGAAGCCCCAAAGAGACAGAGAAUGCUCUUCCCAUACAAGUAGACUACGAUGCUUAUGACUCACAGGUCUUCCGAUUACCAGGUCCAUCCAGGGCACAGCGAAGCAUAACUUUCAGGGCAGUGCGAGAGACACAAGUUCGAAAAAGUUCUUGUUCCUAUGACACAUCCUGUAGCCCAGUCAGUCGGCCAUUUACAGCAGAGGAAGGCCGUAGCCAAAAUUCAGAUGAGAGCUCUUUGGGAAAACUCUCCAACAUCCUACUUAUCCCAAGGCCACAUCUGCAUCAAUAUGAGGCCAGCAGCUCUUUGGGUUAUACUAGCACAAGAGAUUUCUUGGAGAGGAUGAUUGAAUCCCAACAGCGAGACUCAAGUGCUCCUGGCAGAUUCCAUGUGGGCAGUGCAGAAUCCAUGUUACACGUCCGACCUGGGGGAUACCACCCGCAGAGAGCACUCAUCAACCCAUUUGCACCUUCACGUAUGCCAAUGAAACUGACAUCAAAUCGCAGGAGGUGGAUGCACACAUUUCCAGUGGGCCCAUCUGGAGAAGCAAUACAAAUACAUCACCAAACUCGUCAGAAUAUGGCAGAGCUACAGGGUAGUGGCAUGCGUGAGGCAUCUCAUUCUUCUGCAGAGUUGCUAGAAUUGGCUUACCAUGAAGCCACUGGCAGACACAGUGGCCCUCGCACCCCUGGGGAAAAUGGCUCUUGUGGGAGCAAUGAAGAAUUCUCCUGCAACACACCCAUCAAUGGGCAGAGGAACCACAAUACAGGGUCUAAUCACAGGGAGAAAGAGUCCUCUGAUGACAGCGUACCAUGCUGCCCAGAACCCAUUUUGAUGCUGUCUGCUCCCCCCGUAGUGCCUGGUUUCUGCUGCACGGUUGGGGUGGAUUGGAAGUCCCUCACCACCCCAGCCUGCCUGCCGCUUACCACAGACUACUUCCCAGAUAGGCAAAGUCUACAAAAUGAUUACACAGAGGGAUGCUAUGACCUUCUGCCAGAAGCUGACCUUGACAGACGAGAUGAAGAGGGAGCUCAGAUGACUGCACAACAAGUUUUUGAAGAGUUUAUCUGCCAACGUCUUAUGCAAGGUUAUCAAAUUAUUGUUCAGCCAAAACACCCAAAAGCCAUCUCCUCUGUUCCUCCUCCACUCAGCAGCAGCCCGCUUUACAGAAGAGGGCUGGUGUCAAGGAACAGAGCUGAAGAGGAGAACCAGUACUGGCUGAGUAUGGGCCGAACCUUCCAUAAGGUGACACUAAAGGACAAGAUAAUAACAGUCACUAGAUAUCUACCCAAGUAUCCAUAUGAAUCUGCCCAAAUCAGCUACAUGUACAGUCUGUGCCCAUCACACUCUGAGUGUGAUUUUGUGUCCAGCUGGGUGGAAUUCUCCCAUGAGCGACUGGAGGAUUAUAAAUGGAACUAUUUGGAUCAGUAUAUAUGCUCAGCUGGCUCUGAAGAUUUCAGUCUCAUCGAAUCCCUAAAGUUUUGGCGCACACGUUUCCUUUUGCUCCCUUCUUGUGUGGGACCCACAAAACGCAUCACUGAGGGGGAACAACGCUGUGAUAUAUAUGGUGAACGCCCUCGAUCAGAACAAGAGGAAGCACAGUUGUUAGACGGCUUUUUACGCUUUGUGGAGGGGCUAAACCGAAUCCGUCGACGCCACCGUUCUGAUCGCAUGAUCCGGAAAGGAGCAGGUAUGAAGGGCCUGCAAUUGCCUUCUCAUCCGCCAGAACCUCCAGGUCCACCUAUAGGGAAGAAAGGAACAUCAGCACUAUCAGCAUUGCUUGAGAUGGAAGCUAAUCAAAAGAGCCUGGGGGAGCAGCAAGCCCUUGUACAUGCUGCAAAAUUGUCAUCUCAGGUCUCAGACCCUGCGGUAACUCCCACUUAUGUGGACAGUCCUCGUAAGGAUGGGGCCUUCUUUGUGGAGUUUGUACGCAGUCCACGCACAGCGCCUUCCUUCACUCCUCAGAUCUCCAUUGACCAAGGAACUUCUUUAGUGACUGAUGGAAAUAAUGCCAUGCCUAACCCUACCCCUUCUGAAAGAAUACAGAGUCAGGGUGCAACCUCUGUAGAUCAGCCCCCCACUUCAACUGAAUGCAGUGCACAGCAGAUAUCUGUGGGUCCAAGUGUAUUACCAACCACUGCCAGUCUGAGUGAGAUUCUGGAGGCUAUGAAACAUCCAACUACAGGCAUCCCUCUCCUGUCAGAGCAGAAGUGCCUUCCUCCUGGUUGCUUUAUCAGUGCUGAGGCUGUGCAUUGGCUGGUCAAUAAUAUUAGCUGGGUGCAAAGUCAGGUUAUGGCCAUGGAUAUCAUGCAGAAGAUGCUUGAAGAGCAGUAUAUCACACAUGCUUCAGGAGAGACAUUUAGAACUUUCAUCUAUGGCUUUUACUUGUACAAGAUCCCAGCUGACAAGGAGCCUGACAGAGCAUCAAACCUGGUACAGCCAUGCGUGUGGCAUUCCACAGCCAUGGAGGAUUUCACAGCCUUCCAACGGAAGUGGUUUGAGGUUGCAUUGGUGGAGGAAGAGCUACUGCACUCCGAGAUCCCACCUUUUCUUUUGCCGUGGUUACCUAGUCGCCCCGCAUCUUAUGCAAGUAGGCACAGCUCCUUUAGCCGCAGCUUCGGAGGAAGGAGCCAGGCCGCUGCUCUGCUAGCUGCUACAGUGCCAGAGCAGAGAACGGUCACUUUAGAUGUGGAUGUUAAUAACCGCACUGACCGGCUAGAAUGGUGCAGCAGCUACUAUCACGGAAACUUCUCCUUGACUGCUGCUUUUGAGAUCAAACUGCACUGGAUGGCAGCAACUGCAGCAAUGCUAUUUGAGAUGGUUCAAGGAUGGCACAGAAAAGCUCCGUCCUGCGGUUUCCUCCUAGUACCUGUUGUAGAAGGCCCUUUUUCUCUCCCUAGUUACUUGUAUGGGGAUCCUUUGCGUGCUCAGCUUUUUAUUCCACUUAAUAUCAGCUGCUUAGUAAAAGCUGAGAAUGACCAUCUUUUUGAAGGUUUUGAACCAGAAACUUACUGGGAACGAAUGUACUUGCUACAGGAAGUAAUAGCUUAUAGAUUUGGCUUUAUUCAGGACAAAUAUUCAGCAUCUGCAUUUAACUUCCCAUCAGAGAAUAAACCACAAUAUAUACAUGUGACAGGUACUGUAUUCUUACAGCUGCCUUACUCAAAGCGGAAAGGACAGCAGAGACGUAGGAGGAAUUCGACCAGCUCUUCUACUCAGAACCUUUUUGGAGAAGAACGCAUAGGGUAUAAUUGGGCCUACAAUACCAUGCUGACUAAAACGUGGCGCUCCAUUGGUACAGGAGAUGAGAGGUUUGCUGACCGACUGCUUAAAGACUUUACUGACUUCUGUGCCAACAGAGAUAACAGGUUAGGCACAUUCUGGGCAAACUGCUUGGAGAAAAUGAACACAAGUGCGCCUUAGAUAUGCCUGCAGUAUCUACGCUGAACAGGAGGAUUGCAAGGAGAUUGCAACCAAAGUCAAGACAACAGUGUCUAUGGUGCAUAGACAGUCUCUCCUCCAAGAGGAGCAUACUCUGUGCCUUUUCCAUUCGUUGCUAACGUGUGUAGAAGUAGUUCUUGCGUUGACCAACCUAAGUUGUAAAAUAUCAUAUUCACUAUGAUAGUGGUUCAAGCUUAUUGGACAUUCUUUACAAAGACCAGUUCACUUAGGAUUGUCUUGAAAAUGUAAAGCGUAAAAGCAGUGUUGCACUUUAAAAAUAGCUGACACUGGAUUAUGGCUCAUGAAAGGGCAGUGCUGAAGCUGUGCCCUGGCUAAAUCCUUGUAGUUUCCCCACAGAGUAGUGCUGGUCGAUUUGUAUAUAUACUGGUCUCUCUCCAUGUUAAUGGGAGAAUAACUUAUGUUCUCAGUUAACCAUGAAGGCUGUGCCUCUGCCCUUGGGGGCCUUGGCUUAAAGUGAAGGAUACAUGCCAUACUGAUGCAGUUGCACAGUGCCCAGACAGCAGGCUGCCAAACAGAUCAGUGGCUGCUUCUAGAGAAGUGUUUGGCAUGCUAUGAUGUAACAUCUAUACAGGUACAUUGCUGCUUCUGAAACAAAAUGUAUAGCAGAUUUACCAGCUCUGCAUAAAGCUUAUGGCAGGUGUGGAAAUUCAUCACACAGUGCUUGAAGAGAAACUGUUGCCAUAGGCCCGUAUGCUUAGGGACGGGAUUUGGAGGUAUUUUAUGGCAAUAACCUUGGAAGUGCGCAUUGUUAUUCCAGAAAGCUGACAAGAAUGUACCUGAGAUUCCUUGUGUGAAAUACUGAUGUAGAACGCUGCAUAAUAAAGCUGGGCUUUGUAACGGGA